Asparagus officinalis (garden asparagus) is the source of this 3079-nucleotide messenger RNA. RefSeq names its product pre-mRNA-processing factor 39. The transcript has 15 exons. Lineage: Eukaryota; Viridiplantae; Streptophyta; Magnoliopsida; Asparagales; Asparagaceae. Gene Ontology annotation, molecular function: protein binding. The record is from RefSeq and is a predicted model, not a curated record. Gene Ontology annotation, biological process: mRNA 5'-splice site recognition; RNA processing. Gene Ontology annotation, cellular component: U2-type prespliceosome; U1 snRNP; commitment complex. The coding region runs from base 132 to 2585 and encodes 817 amino acids.
AUCUCGGAGCCCUAGUUCCUCUCUCAAAAACCUUCAAACAAAAAUUCUCUCUUUGCUUCAUUUCUCUGCGUCGUCGUCCUCCUCCUCAUCUUCUUCGAUUUCAGAUUUUCCUUGUUGGGCAUUGAAUUAGUAUGGAAGGUAGUCAACCAGUGGCUACAGAAUCUGUGACUGCUACAAUCCCUGCCAAGGAAAUUGUAAGGGCUACUGUCCCUGAAUCAGGUGGUGAAGAAGCCACCCAUGCAUGCUCUGCGGGUGUGGCUUAUGCUUCGGCUGAUGGUUCUAAGCUUGCCGAUGGGAAUGUGCAGAAUCAGGAUGUAAAUUUAGGCACUCAGGAUGCUGCACAUUCUGUUACUUAUGGAUCUAAACCUGAGGUUGAGGGUGUUGCAGCUGGUGCGAAUGUUGCAAACUAUGAAAAUUCAACAGGCAUGCAUGCUCAUCAAGUUGGGUAUGACUUAGUGAAUGGUAAUACUUGCGAUAUGGGUAAUUAUCAGUCCUCAGGAGGCACUGAGAAUGGAGUUCCAUCUACUGAAGUGGGUGAACCUGCUGCUGAGAAGCAUUCUGAAAAUGUGAACUCACCUGAAGAGGAUAGAUUAUGGAGCUUGGUAGGGGCUAACUCUUUAGAUUUUAAUGCUUGGACAGCCCUCAUCGAAGAGACAGAGAAAGUCUCGGAGAACAACAUUCUAAAGAUUCGGAAAGUUUAUGAUGCAUUCUUGGCCGAAUUUCCAUUAUGUUUUGGUUACUGGAAGAAGUAUGCAGAUCAUGAAGGUCGUUUGGACAGUGUCGACAAGGUCGUGGAAGUGUAUGAACGAGCAGUCCAUGCAGUGACCUAUUCUGUGGACAUUUGGUUGCAUUACUGUGUGUUUGCAAUAUCAACAUAUGAAGAUCCAGAUACCAUUAGAAGGCUAUUUGAAAGGGGAUUGGCGUUUGUUGGAUCAGAUUACUUAUCAUAUCCUUUGUGGGAUGAGUAUAUCAGAUACGAAGAGGCACACCAAGCAUGGGUUCAUCUUGCAAUGAUCUACACUCGGAUACUUGAGAAUCCUAUUCAACAGCUAGACCGAUAUUUCAACUGCUUGAAGGAGUUGGCUACUAGCCGACCUUUAUCUGAAAUAAGAUCUGAUGAGGAAGCUAAUUAUAUGGCUGCUACUAUGAACAUUGACGCCCCAUGCGUCGAGGGAGAACUUCGUCCUGAUGAUGUCGAACAAUCUCCUAAGCCUGCAAUUGCAGGCUUAACAGAAGCAGAGCAGUUGGAAAAGUAUAUUGCAAUCAGGGAAGAUUUAUAUAAGAAAGCUAAAGAGUUCGAAUCUAAGAUCAUUGGUUUUGAAACAGCUAUUAGAAGGCCUUAUUUCCAUGUCAGGCCUCUUGAUGAACCAGAGCUUGAGAAUUGGCACAACUAUCUGGAUUUUAUUGAAAAAGAAGAGGACAUAAAUAAGGUAGUCAAGUUAUACGAAAGAUGUCUAAUUGCUUGUGCGAAUUACCCCGAGUUUUGGUUCCGCUAUGUGUUGUACAUGGACGCGUCUGGAAGCAUGGAACUUGCAUAUAAUGCUCUAGCUCGGGCUACCCAUGUUUUUGUGAAGAAACAACCAGAGAUUCACCUUUUUGCUGCUAAAUUCAAAGAACUGUGUGGAGAUAUCGAGGGAGCUCGUGCAGAGUUUGAGUUUCUUUAUUCUGAAAUAUCACCAUGUUUGCUGGAAGCCAUUAUAAAGCAUGCAAACAUGGAAUAUCGACAGGAAAACAAAGAAGCUGCUUACUCUGUAUAUGAGAAGAUCAUUGCUGCUGAAAAGGAAAAAGAGCAUUCCAAAAUAUUGCCAAUGCUCCUAGUUCAGUAUUCACGCUUUCUCUAUUUGGUUGCUGGUAAUCUGGAGAAGGCAAGGGAAGUUCUAUUUGGAUCUCUUGAUAAAGUGCAGCUUUCGAAGCCUCUACUUGAGGCUGUCAUCCAUCUGGAAACAAUUCAGCCCCAGACAAAGCGUAUUGAUUAUUUGGAUUCAUUGGUGGAGAAGUUCAUUUCACCUAAUUCUGAUAGUUUUGAUGUUGCAAGCACUGCAGACAGAGAAGAAAUAUCUUGCAUUUUCAUGGAGUUUUUGGAUCUAUUUGGUGAUCCUCAAUCGAUAAAAGCUGCUGACAGUCGACAUGCUAAGCUCUUCUUACGCCAGAAAAGCAGUUUGGUGUCCAAAAAAAGACGAGCAGAAGAUUUUCUUGCUGCAGACAGCGCAAAGGUCUCAAGGACUACUACUGAUGCAGCUUCAUCUGGCCAGUCCGUUGUGGGGGCAUAUCCAAAUGCACAGAGUCAAUGGACGGCCAGUUAUUCACAAAGAGCUCCUUGGCCUCAGAACCCCCAAGCACAGGGACAACAGUGGAAUCCUGGCUACGCUCCCCAGGCUGCGUAUACUGCAUAUGGGUAUGCCCCACCGCAAGCACCCAUGCCCUCUUCUGCUCCACAGACUGCUGCUGCAUAUGGUUCUUACCCUCCAUCCUAUGCUGCCCAGGCUUAUCCACAACAAAAUUAUGCGCAGCCAGCAGCUGCAGCUACUACAUAUCCCCAGCAACAGGGCACUGCAGCAGCAGCAUAUUAUGGCAGCUACUAUUGAGGCAGGCAGCUAAUUCAUCUCAAUUUUGGCUAUUGGUUCUAGCAGGUUCUGGAAAUGGUUUCACUCGUUUCCAUGAUCGCAUCCAAAUAUUGUACUGCUUGCUGCUUCUAUUGGUGCUCUACCAUUUCACAUGCUAUGCAUAGCAAGAAGUCGACCAAAUCUUGUUACCGUUUCCCAUGCUAUACAUAGCGAGGAGUCGAUCAAAUCUUGUGUUUUAUUUAUUACCGCUUCCUUCUUUCUGGUGGAUGUAACAGAUUUUGAGCGUUAUGUAAUGAUAUGAGUUUGAGAUGUCUAUUUUUUUUCAUUUUCUUAAGAGAUGAACGAAUUUAUUAGUAGGCCAAUUGUGGACUUUGUUCUUGUUUCUUGUUUAUAUGAACGAGUACUUUUGUAAGGUUACGGGAUGAAUCUAGUAAUUAGCUAGUCUCAGCUAAUGUAGAAUUUCAAUGGGCGAGGAUAUGUAUGUUAACUAAAUAAUUUUCAAGCCUUCACUGGUC